Sugiyamaella lignohabitans is the source of this 540-nucleotide messenger RNA. RefSeq names its product Oye2p (gene OYE2). Lineage: Eukaryota; Fungi; Ascomycota; Dipodascomycetes; Dipodascales; Trichomonascaceae. Gene Ontology annotation, molecular function: FMN binding; NADPH dehydrogenase activity. The transcript has a single exon. The coding region runs from base 1 to 540 and encodes 179 amino acids. The record is from RefSeq and is a predicted model, not a curated record.
AUGACAGUAUCAGGUGACGCUACUCCUCUUCUCUACACACCUCUCAAGGUAGGCCGUUACGAGCUUCAGCACCGAGUGGUUCUGGCUCCUCUUACAAGAUUCAGAUCGCCCAACCACGUUCCUACAGACUCGGUGGCCGAAUACUACGCUCAAAGAGCGUCUCGUCCAGGAACUCUUCUCAUCACCGAGGGUACCUAUAUCGCAGCCAAGGCCGGUGGUUACCCCCAUGUUCCAGGAAUCUGGUCGGAAGAACAAGUCAAGGCAUGGAAAAAGGUCGUCGACAGAGUCAAUGUGCACAAUUCGUAUUUGUUUGUGCAAUUAUGGGCUCUUGGACGAGCAGCUGAACCCAAGGUUCUCGAGUCGGAAGGACUCAAAGACCAAUACGUUUCAGCAUCCAAUGUUGCCAUGGCGGACAAAAUUGCCCCUCGGGCACUUACCAAAGACGAGAUCAAGGAAUACGUCCAGCACUACGUUCAAGCAGCCAAGAACUCGAUUGCUGCUGGAGCUGCUGGUGUCGAGAUCCACAAUGCCAACGGGUAA